Acipenser ruthenus (sterlet) is the source of this 6378-nucleotide messenger RNA. Its product is annotated as DDB1- and CUL4-associated factor 8-like. NCBI's taxonomy places the organism in Eukaryota, Metazoa, Chordata, Actinopteri, Acipenseriformes, Acipenseridae. The transcript is spliced from 14 exons. Gene Ontology annotation, cellular component: Cul4-RING E3 ubiquitin ligase complex; cytoplasm. Bases 247 to 2106 code for a protein of 619 amino acids. Gene Ontology annotation, molecular function: protein binding. The record is from RefSeq and is a predicted model, not a curated record.
UUGGAUGGAUGUGAAUCUCUCUCGGUUGACCCCCGGAAGUGGAACACAGAAAGAAAAACAGAGGCUGCUGCUUGAAAAAAAACAAAACAAAAACACAGAAGCAAGUAUUAUAUAUAUUUAAAAAUGUAUUCUUUAUUUUUGAAUGAAAAUGUUACUUCAAGACAAAUAAAAUCCAACUUCGAGUGAAAAAAAACAGUGUCGUUGAAUCUUUGACAGCUGAAGAGAGUCUGCUUUGGCAAAGACAAGAUGGCAGACAAAGAUGGGAAAGCGGGUCUUGGAAACGAGGCUCAACAGUUGCAGGACGGCUCCUGCGAUCCUCUGCCGACCCGAGGAGGAGGAGGAGGGGAGGAGGAAGAGGAAGAGGCAGGCACACUUCCUGUCCAAAGCAGACCGGGUGAACACGACACAGGCGGAAGUGGGGAGACGGCUCAAGAUAAAACCGCGGAACAGGAAGGAGAGCGGAGAGAGGAGGAGGAAGAGGAGGAACAGGAACAGGAGUCGGACAGCAUGGAGGAGACCGUCCGAUAUUCCCUGACUGAGGAGGCGGGAGACAGCGAUGACCGGAGCGGGGGAGGAGGAGGAGGCAGUCGGAGAGAGCUCCGGAAAAGAAGACGCAACAGGAGCCGGGGACACACGUCCUCCAGCUCGGACGAGGACAUCGAAGAGGAGGACGAGGAGGAGGAGGAGGAGGAGGAAGAGGAAGACGAGCAAGCCCUGGACGAGUGGCUGGACUCUGAGCUCAAGGAGCUGGGCUGCCCCGGCUGGAGGGCGGUCCCCGAGCUCAGGGCCAGAGAGAUCGGGAGAGGGCUGCCUCAUUUUACCCCCAGGGCGUGCGGAGCCCGGGGGCUGGUGCAGAGGUUCAAGCUGCAGGGGAGUCUGGAGAAGCACAGCGGCUGUGUGAACACCCUGCAUUUCAACAGCUCCGGGAGCAGGCUGGCCUCGGGCAGCGACGACCUGAAGGUGAUUAUCUGGGACUGGACGAGGAAGAGAGCCGUGCUGGAAUUCGAAACGGGGCACAAGAGCAACGUGUUUCAGGCGAAGUUUCUUCCUCACAGUGGAGACUCCACCCUGGUCAUGUGUGCGCGGGACGGACAGAUUCGAUUGGCUGAUCUGUCAGCCACGCAGCGAUGCAAAUCCACCAAGAAAGUGGCUCAACACAAAGGAGCGGCCCACAAGCUGGCUCUGGAUCCCGACUCUCCCUGCUUCUUCCUGUCAGCCGGAGAGGAUGCUGUCGUCUACGGGAUCGACUUGCGACUGGAUCGGCCCGCAACGAAGCUGGUGGUCACAAAGGAGAACGACAAGAAAGUGGGUCUGUACACAAUCUACGUGAACCCGGCCAGGACCGAUGAGUUUGCUGUGGGGGGGCGUGACCAGUAUGUCCGAAUUUACGAUCAGAGAAAGAUCAAUGAAAAUGAGAACAACGGCGUUCUGAAGAAGUUCUGUCCGCAGCACUUGGUCACCAGCGAGUCCAAAACCAACAUCACUUGUCUUGUGUACAGCCACAACGGGACGGAACUGCUGGCCAGCUACAACGACGAAGACAUUUACCUGUUUGACACGAGCCACAGCGAUGGAGCCCAGUACAUGAAACACUACAAGGGACAUCGUAACAAUGCAACAGUGAAAGGGGUGAAUUUCUACGGUCCACGCGACGAGUUUGUAGUCAGCGGCAGUGACUGUGGACACAUCUAUCUGUGGGAGAAGAACUCAGCCCGCAUCGUGCAGUUCAUGGAGGGAGACAAAGGGGGCGUGGUGAACUGUCUUGAACCACACCCUCACCUGCCUGUUUUAGCCACCAGUGGUUUGGACCACGAUGUGAAGAUCUGGGCUCCCACGGCAGAGACCCCCACCGGACUGCGAGGGCUGAAAGAGGUGAUGAAGAAGAACAAGCGGGAGCGCGAUGAAGACAGCGUGCGACACGGAGACCAGUACGACACGCAGCUGCUGUGGUUCCUCAUGAGACACAUGAGACACAGGCGACCGCAGAGGAGCCGUCGUGGAGAGGCCGGGGGUCCCGAGGGAGACUCUGACGAGUCGUGGAGCUCGCCGGACUCCUCGGAUGAAGAAGAGACCGGGCCCGAUCACGUGCAGUGCAUGUCCUCCUGAACGACAGACGGACAGACUCGCAGAACGACCCAGACGGACGGACUCCCAGAACGACCCAGACGGACGGACUCCCAGAACGACCCAGACGGACGGACUCCCAGAACGACCCAGACGGACGGACUCCCAGAACGACCCAGACGGACGGACUCCCAGAACGACCCAGACGGACGGACUCCCAGAACGACCCAGACGGACGGACUCCCAGAACGACCCAGACGGACGGACUCCCAGAACGACCCAGACGGACGGACUCCCAGAACGACCCAGACGGACGGACUCCCAGACCGACGGACAGACGGACGGACUCCCAGAACGACCCAGACGGACGGACUCCCAGAACGACCCAGACGGACGGACUCCCAGACCGACGGACAGACGGACGGACUCCCAGAACGACCCAGACGGACGGACGGACUCCCAGAACGACACAGACGGACGGACUCCCAGACCGACGGACAGACGGACGGACUCCCAGACCGACGGACAGACGGACGGACUCCCAGACCGACGGACGGACUCGCAGACAGACAGGCACGACCCGGGGGGGGAUUCAAUCAGAAAACAGGCCGGCUUCAUCAGCCACCGAGUUACUUGUCAUUCUCCUGUGCUAUCAAAUCAAACUUCAACACACGAGACAGAAUCGCUCUGAGAAUGAAAGUGCAGCUUCAUCCAGCUGCAACACACGAGACAGAAUCAGUCGGAGAAUUAAGUGUACAGCUGUGGCCAAAAGUUUUGUAGUUUUUUUUUUUCAUAUAGUUAACGAAUGACAAAAAUUGAAAAAUGUGACAAAAUACAACCGUGCUACUAUGAUGGCUUCCGGUAUAGACUUUUAUGCGAUAUCAUUUUGUAGUUUAUUUCAUUACACGAUGAUGUUAAAUAAGAUGUAAAUUAUCUUCAUACAGUUUUUUUCAUUUAAUUCUCUCCAGUCUUAAAAUUCUAGGUGAUUCAUAACUUUUUGGUCAGAGCUGUACCCCGUCAGACACACAUGAGCUGGAAUCGGUUUCAGAAUUGAGCGUGACUUUGUGAAACGCGUUAUUUUCUGUUCAGUCGAGCCACGCCGAGGCAAAGUGUUAUCAGUUCUCGAUGUGUUUCUUGAGGGUAAAAAAAAAAAGAUUUUAGGUCAAAAUCAAACAAGCGAACUGUGUCUGGAUGCUGGCUUGAAUAAAGCCGGUUAACUUCUAAAGCUGCCUGUUGUGUUUUUAUCGUUUUCUUUAGUGAAUUCACUCCUCGGCAGGCCAGACAGAGAACCACGACAAGAACCAGCGAUUUGUUUUAUUUUUUUUUGUCCAAAUUGCAAUUUAAAACAGACUGAUUUCAGAAAACGUGGGUGGAUGGGUGCGUCACAGGGGGAAAACAAAGGAAACUUUGUGUGUGUGUAAGAGACAAAUUGUACUGUUUGAAGAAUUUAAUAUGAAACGAUGUACUGACGUCUGAGGAGUUUUUUUUACAGACCUAGAAACAAUGAAAUAUAAAGAGGAGGAGAGGAGAGGGAGAGCCGGGGCGAAACGUCAUUUUUUUUUUAAUUUUUUGGUUUAGCGGGAGACACAAGAUUAUUAGCACUUACUGUUUUUUGUACAAAUACAACAUUUAUUUAUUUUUAAAUCACCUUCGAAAGGCGACGAGGAUUGCACUUACCAUUUUAAGCAGCUACGGCCAAAAGCUGUGUAUCUCCUAGAAUUUUAGGAUUGAAAAACAAACUAUGAACAGAACAUCAUGUAAUCAAAGAAACUACAAAAUGAUAUUGCAUUAAAAAAAGUCUACCGGAAGCCGUAAUAGUAGCACAGUAGUAUUUCAUGUUGGAUUUCGAAAUGUCAAAUUUGUUUCAUGUCAGUUUUGUUAAGUAUAUGGAAAACUACAAAGCGCUGGGUGUGGAAUUCAAUAUGUUAACAAGGGAACAUUAUUCAGCAGCUUUCAUUGGACUCUAUGAAGCUGAGGGAGUUCAUUCUAUAUAGAGGGGGUGGAAUUCAAUAUGUUAACAAGGGAACAUUAUUCAGCAGCUUUCAUUGGACUCUAUGAAGCUGAGGGAGUUCAUUCUAUAGAGAGGGUGAUGCAAUGCUUUUGCCCAGAGCUGUACAGCGCAGUCUCUAGUGAAUGUAAUGUUAAUUCUAUAAACCAGGGUUUCAGAUUAAGAGUACAGUAGUCUAAGAAAGCAAAGGAUAUUCACUUAAGAACUGUCACUCUCGCUCUCCUCGCUCACUUAAAACAUGAAGUAUACUUUUUUUUCCCUCUGUUCGGUACAUUUCUAGCCGUGUGGAAGCUCAUUGGUUCGGUUCUAGCCAUGGAAGAAUUUCAAAUCCCAUUUCUUUCCCUUUCUUCAGCUUCAGCCCGGUGGUUAACUUUUUCACUGAAUUGCCGUCUGGACUUUUGUAAAACUACGAAACCGAUUUCUUUCAGAGGACAAUGUUCCACGAGCCUGGCGGCUGUGUGACUCGCGGGGCGGAGGAGAUGCAGAGAGAGGGUUAUAUUUGCACAGGCAGACUAGCGACUGCUUGUCAAGCGAUAACUCCGACAGGAAAGAAGAGGGCUUUUUGAUUUUGAAAUGCGAUGGAUUUUGAAAAUUAGGGACUGCAUCGCGACCCCAAACUCGGCACUUUUAUUCUGAAGAAGCACUGGAUUUGCAAAGAACCCCUUUUCUGAUUUCUGUUUGUAUCUCUUUCAAGGCAGUAGAUUUUUUUUUUUUUUCUUGUUUGGAAACUUGUGAAACAAAGUGGCAGGAUUUCUCUUCUUCAGUUUGAGACGAAUAUGAACACGCCGGGGAUAAAGUUUGUUCAGCUUUGAGCAGAUUCAAGAAAAACGAAACAGAAAGAAAAUACUUUGAAUUCUCUUCUCUUCUACAGGGAUUAGACUUGGAUCCCCCCCAAGAUUAAGAACAAAAUUAUUUCGCUCUUAAUUUUUCUAAUAGGAAUGAUGUUCAGAAUUUUCAGUAUUGAUUGUAGAUUAUGGAUGAUUAAUCAUUAUUUUUGUUGUGUGUUUGUAUAUAUUUUUUUGUUCGGUAAGGGGUGUACAGAAAUGCAACUGGGUCUGUAUUUAAAAACGUACCGUCAAAGAAACGCUUUUGCACAGCGUUCCCAAUAGCUUUUAUUAAUACAGAACCAGAACUGUAAUGCAUCGGUUUAUAAUGAAACCGGGAAUGCAUGCAGUUCAUAAUAAAAUCCGAAAUAUUAAAAAAAAUACCGUUGCACAUUUACAUUACGGACGUGCAACGCUGAUAAAGAGAGGCCCUUGUCUGUAUUUACUCCUCGCAGCCUGGUUUGAUAACUUUAACAUCACAGACACGUUUCUUAAACAGGAAUCUUAUGUAAUGCGUGGGGCUUGGUUUGGAAUCUCUGUGGCGGGAUGGAACACGCCUUGAGUUCUCUAUUCCAUGAUGCGUGAGAGCUGGAGUUCAGGCUUGUCACGUUACUCCACAGCGAUAAAUAAUAUAUAUAUAUAUAUAUAUAUAUAUAUAUAUAUAUAUAUAGACCUGUGGUUUGUACUCUUUUGGGUCACCCUUUGCAGAAGAGAUCACAUUAUUAUUAUUAUUAUUAUUUUGUAUGUAUGCUUUUAGAGAAGUCUUUGACCCGAGGGAGGUUUGCUGGACUGAUUUUGUGUUUUUCAGAAUUUGCGAUAUUCUUUUUUUUUCGGUUCGUUUGCAUUACCCGUUCUGGGAUGUGAUCUUCACUGUAGUUGGAGUCCUGUGUUAAAGCGAUGCUGUGGGGCUCCCUCUAGGUUUGCACGCUGAGUCACUGUAAUGCUCGCAUGUUUUAAUGCAAGAUCACAAGCAGCAACGGAGUGAACCUGGGCCUCUUGAGCCCUGGUUUGGUGUUGCUGAAGUGACGAUUCUGCACACAUGAUGCGUAACUCUCGGAUAUCUUUUGUGCUUUUUGAGUUGUUUUUUUUAAGCACAAUUUAUAUGCUUCUAAAAUUCAUACAAAUGCCCUCAUUUCCUCACUGCUCUGGUACUUGGAAGGGAAAUAAACACAGAAAAUAAGACUUAACUGCUUAGGAGCUCUCCCUAAUCUAAUCUACAGCUCUGGCCAAAUGUUUUGCGUCGCCCCCUAUGGAAUGAAUCAUUUUGCUACAUAGUCGAAUGAAACUUUCUGAACGACUCUUAUGUUAACAUAUUGAAUCACAUGCCAGCGCUUUGUAGUUUUCACAUGUACUAAAUAAUGUGACAUUUCGAAAAUCUAACAUGAAAUACUUCUGCAGUGCUAUUAUGGCUUAGACUUUUUAUGGAUUAUCAUUGUGCAGUUUCUUUGAGUUACGUAAAAUAAAAGAUGUAAAUAAUGUUCA